Messenger RNA from Anolis carolinensis (green anole), 4725 nucleotides. RefSeq lists its product as uncharacterized. The coding region runs from base 2958 to 4700 and encodes 580 amino acids. The record is from RefSeq and is a predicted model, not a curated record. The transcript has a single exon. NCBI's taxonomy places the organism in Eukaryota, Metazoa, Chordata, Lepidosauria, Squamata, Anolidae.
CAUUACAACUUUACUACAUAUCCCUCCACUACACACCUUCUUAAUAUUAUUAUUAACACCCAUUGGAACACAUCAGAUGUCAUGGGGAAGCACUCCUCUCUCAGACUCAGCUCAGGGUCCUGGAAUAAUUAUCAUUAUUAAUAUUAAUAUUAUUAUUAACACCUAACGGCACACAUCAGAUGUCAUGGGGAAGCACUCCUCUCUCAGACUCAGCUCAGGGUCCCGGAAUAAAUAUUAUUAUUAUUAUUAACACCUAAUGACACACAUCAGAUGUCAUGGGGAGGCACUCCUCUCUCAGACUCAGCUCAGGGUCCUGGAAUAAUUAUCAUUAUUAAUAUUAAUAUUAUUAUUAACACCUAACGGCACACAUCAGAUGUCAUGGGGAAGCAGACCUCUCUCAGACUCAGCUCAGGGUCCCGGAAUAAAUAUUAAUAUUAUUAUUAACACCUAAUGACACACAUCAGAUGUCAUGGGGAGGCACUCCUCUCUCAGACUCAGCUCAGGGUCCUGGAAUAAUUAUCAUUAUUAAUAUUAAUAUUAUUAUUAACACCUAACGGCACACAUCAGAUGUCAUGGGGAAGCACUCCUCUCUCAGACUCAGCUCAGGGUCCCGGAAUAAAUAUUAAUAUUAUUAUUAACACCUAAUGACACACAUCAGAUGUCAUGGGGAGGCAGUCCUCUCUCAGACUCAGCUCAGGGUCCUGGAAUAAUUAUCAUUAUUAAUAUUAAUAUUAUUAUUAACACCUAACGGCACACAUCAGAUGUCAUGGGGAAGCAGACCUCUCUCAGACUCAGCUCAGGGUCCCGGAAUAAAUAUUAAUAUUAUUAUUAACACCUAAUGACACACAUCAGAUGUCAUGGGGAGGCACUCCUCUCUCAGACUCAGCUCAGGGUCCUGGAAUAAUUAUCAUUAUUAAUAUUAAUAUUAUUAUUAACACCUAACGGCACACAUCAGAUGUCAUGGGGAAGCAGACCUCUCUCAGACUCAGCUCAGGGUCCCGGAAUAAAUAUUAAUAUUAUUAUUAACACCUAACGGCACACAUCAGAUGUCAUGGGGAGGCACUCCUCUCUCAGACUCAGCUCAGGGUCCUGGAAUAAUUUUCAUUAUUAAUAUUAAUAUUAUUAUUAACACCUAACGGCACACAUCAGAUGUCAUGGGGAGGCACUCCUCUCUCAGACUCAGCUCAGGGUCCUGGAAUAUUUAUCAUUAUUAAUAUUAAUAUUAUUAUUAACACCUAACGGCACACAUCAGAUGUCAUGGGGAGGCACUCCUCUCUCAGACUCCGCUUAGGGUCCCGGAAUAACUAUCGUUAUUAAUAUUAAUAUUAUUAUUAACACCCAUUGGCAUACAUCAGAUGUCAUGGGGGAAGCAUUCCUCUCAGAGUCAGCUCAGGGUCCCAGAAUAACUAUCGUUAUGAAUAUUAAUAUUAUUAUUAACACCCAUUGGCACACAUCAGAUGUCAUGGGGGAAGCAGACCUCUCUCAGAUUCAGCUCAGGGUCCCAGAAUAACUAUCGUUAUUAAAAUUAAUAUUAUUAUUAACAACCAUUGGCACACAUCAGAUGUCAUGGGAGAAGCAGACCUCUCUCAGAUGCAGCUUAGGGUCCCAGAAUAACUAUUCUUAUUAAUAUUAACACCCAUUAGUACACAUCAGAUGUCAUGAGGAAACACUCCUCUCUCAGACUCAGAUUAGGGUCCCAGAAUAACUAUUCUUAUUAAUAUUAACACCCAUUAGUACACAUCAGAUGUCAUGAGGAAACACUCCUCUCUCAGACUCAGAUUAGGGUCCCAGAAUAACUAUUCUUAUUAAUAUUAACACCCAUUAGUACACAUCAGAUGUCAUGGGGAAGCACUCCUCUCUCAGACUCAGAUUAGGGUCCCAGAAUAACUAUUCUUAUUAAUAUUAACACCCAUUAGUACACAUCAGAUGUCAUGAGGAAACACUCCUCUCUCAGACUCAGAUUAGGGUCCCAGAAUAACUAUUCUUAUUAAUAUUAACACUCAUUAGUACACAUCAGAUGUCAUGAGGAAACACUCCUCUCUCAGACUCAGAUUAGGGUCCCAGAAUAACUAUUCUUAUUAAUAUUAACACCCAUUAGUACACAUCAGAUGUCAUGGGGAAGCAUUCCUCUCCCAGACUCAGAUUAGGGUCCCAGAAUAACUAUUCUUAUUAAUAUUAACACCCAUUAGUACACAUCAGAUGUCAUGAGGAAACACUCCUCUCUCAGACUCAGAUUAGGGUCCCAGAAUAACUAUUUUUUAUUAAUAUUAAUAUUAACACCCAUUGGUACAAAUCAGAUGUAAUGAGAAAGCACUCCUCUCUCAGACUCAGCUUAGGGUCCCAGAGUAACUAUUGUUAUUAAUAUUAAUAUUAUCAACACCCAUUGGUACACAUCUGAUGUGAUGGGGAAGCAUUCCUCUUAGAGUCAGCUCAGGGUCCUGUAAUAACUAUCGUUAUUAAAAUUAAUAUUAUUAUUAACAACCAUUGGCACACAUCAGAUGUAAUGGGGAGGCACUCCUCUCUCAGACUCAGCUCAGGGUCCUGGAAUAACUAUCGUUAUUAAUAUUAUUAUUAACACCCAUUGGCACACAUCAGAUGUCAUGGGGAAGCAGCCCUCUCUCAGAUUCAGCUCAUGGUCCCGGAAUAACUAUUGUUAUUAAUAUUAAUAUUAUAUUAACACCCAUUGGUACAAAUCAGAUGUAAUGAGAAAGCACUCCUCUCUCAGACUCAGCUUAGGGUCCCAGAAUAACGAUUGUUAUUAAUAUUAAUAUUAACACCCAUUGGCACACAUCAGAUGUCAUCGGGAGGCACUCUUCUCUCAGACUCAGCUCAGGGUCCCAGAAAAACUAUGGUUAAAGGAGUUAUCCCAAGAUUUUUUAAAAUAUGGUUGCUACAAGCCCCUUUGAAAUCCUAUAUUGGGGAAGGAAAUUCGGAAUAUAAUACAAAGAAAGAAGUAAAUGUGGUGCUUGGGACAGCGACUUGAAAGUUGUGACCAAGAUAGAGAUGGACUGGGCAAUGCUACCUGGAUCUUUGCACAUUUCUUACUUUCCUUCUCCUCAUUCUUCUCCUUCUUUUCCUCCUCUUUCUCCCCUUUCUCCUUUUUUUUGCCUCCUUCUCCUCUUUGUUCUCUUUCUCCUUCUCUUCCUCUUCAUUCUCCUUCUUCUCCCCUACUUCUUUUUUCUUCAUUCUCCUUCUCCCCUUUCUCUUUCUUUUCCUCCUUCUUCUCUACUUUAUCCUUCUCUUUCUCUUCUGCUCCUCCUCCUCUUCCUCUUCCUUCCUCUUCUACAUCUCCUCCUUCUCCUCUUUCUCCUCCUCCUCCUUUCUCUUCCUUCUCCUCCUCCUGGUUCUCCUCUUUUUUCCUUCUUCUUCUCCUCAUUCCCCUUCUUGUUCUCUUUCUCCUCUUCCUUCUCCUCGUUCUGCUUCUUCUGUUUCUCCUCCUCUUCCUCCUUCACCACCUUCUACUUCUCUUUCUGUUCUUCCUCCCCUUCCUCCUCCUCCUCCUACUUCUUUUUCUUCGUUUUCUCCUUCUUUCUCUUCCUUCUCCUCCUCCUUGUUCUCCUCAUUCUCUUUUUUCCUUCUUCUUCUCCCCAUCCCCUUGUUAUUCUCUUUCUCCCCUCCCCCUCCUCCUCAUUCUCCUUCUUCUGCUUCUCCUCCUCUUUCUCUUCCUCCUCCCCCUACACCACCUUCUACUUCUCUUUCUUCCCUUUCUCCCCUUUCUCUUCCUCCUCCUCCUCCAUUUUUCUCUUUUUUCCUCCUCCUCUUUCUCCUCUUCUUUAUUCUCCUUCUCUUUUUCUUCCUCCUCCUUCUUCUUUUUCUCCUUCUUUCUCUUCCUUCCCCUCCUCCUUGUUCUCCUAAUUCUCUUUUUUCCUUCUUCUUCUCCCCAUCCCCUUGUUGUUCUCUUUCUCCUCCUCCUCCUUCUCCUCUUUCUCCUUCUUCUGCUUCUCCUCCUCCUCUUUGUCUUCCUCCUCCCCCUACACUAUCUUCUACUUCGCUUUCUCUUCUUUCUCCUCCUCCUCCUCAUUCUUCCUGCUCUUUCUCUUCCUCCUCCUCCUCCUUCUUCUCCCCAUUCCCCUUCUUGUUCGCUUUCUUCUCCUCCUUGUCCUUCUUCUUCUGCUUCUCCUCCUCUUCCUCCUUCUCUUUCUUCUCCUUCUUCUUCUGCAUCUCCUCCUUCUCCUUCUCCUCCUCUUUCUCUUCCUUCUCCUCCUCCUCCACCUUCUACUUCUCUUUCUCUUCUUUCUCCCCUUUCUCCUCCUCCUCCUUUUUCUUCUUGUUCUCCUUCUUUCUCUUCCUCCUCCUCCUUGUUCUCCUCAUUCUCCUUUUUUCCUCCUCCUCCUCCUCCUCCUCCUCCUCCUCCUCCAUCUUUCUCUUUUUUCCUCCUCCUCUUCCUCCUUCUCUUUCUUCUCCUUCUUCUUCUGCAUCUCCUCCUUCUCCUUCUCCUCCUCUUUCUCUUCCUUCUCCUCCUCCUCCACCUUCUACUUCUCUUUCUCUUCUUUCUCCCCUUUCUCCUCCUCCUCCUCCUUUUUCUUCUUGUUCUCCUUCUUUCUCUUCCUCCUCCUCCUUGUUCUCCUCAUUCUCCUUUUUUCCUCCUCCUCCUCCUCCAUCUUUCUCUUUUUUCCUCCUCCUCUUUCUCCUCCUCCUUCUUCUCCUCAUUCUCUUUUUCUUCCUCCUCCUCCUCUUGUGAUGAUCAUGACUCUCCAUAAAAGCCCUUUCCCUUCUGUCCAGGGG